UCCACGAUUGGAGACGUAGAGUGCGGUUGUCGUUAGAUCACGAAAUCAUUAUCAAUCCCAUGGCAUCAUUGGAUCCUACUAAUAGACCUGGUCAGCCGCAGCCAACCGACAUCGGCGUUGACUACAUCUGCCUGGAAUGGGAAAGUGCCGAGAGAGAUGACGUCACUCAUUAUGAGAUUCGGAUGAAAUUAGCCAGUGACGAAUCAUGGAACAAGACUAUUAUUCCCACGGAAGAUAGGCGACCGUUACAUCGUGUCGACGAUCUUUUACAGAAUACGGGGUAUGAAUUCAUGUUAAGAGCUGUUUAUCCAGAUGGCAGUAGCAGCGCCUUCAGCCACAAGAGUGUGAAAAUCACAACAAAAUGUUCAGAGCUCCGUACUCUACUUAAAGUCUGCCAAAAGAUAGAUGACGGGCCGCCAGGCGUUUACAGACUUCCGCUGAUGAGUGUAUCAGAGAACAAAGACAAAAAGACACGAAAAUGUGUUUUUGGGACCUCCACUUGUCUUCGAGAGAGAACUAUACUGAUGGUUGGCACCAAUGAAGCAGGGAAAACCACACUCAUAGAAGGACUUGUCAACCAUUGUCUAGGAGUUCAGUGGGAAGACGACUUCAGAUUCGCAAUUACUGAUGAAACUUCUACUCACAAGGGGCCACGCACUGAAUGGAUCACCGGUUACAAACUACACCCAAUUAUGGAGAAAGGCGACUUCAUUUUGAAUAUCAUUGACACCCCAAGCUUCCAUGACGGAUCAGGAUCAAUCGAAAGUAACAAAAGGGUACUUCAACGGCUCCACUGGUUCUUAUCCACUAAAGAUCCCCAGGGUAUCAACCGUGGAAUCCAUGCUGUUUGCUUCGUCACGCCCGCCAAUCAUGUCCAGUAUGACGGUAUUGACAACCAUUUACGUGACAUAUUCCGGAGUAUAAUGUCAAUUUGUGGUGUCAACAUGCUGGAGAACGUUAUCCCAAUGUUACCUUUUGCCGACGGAAAAAGUCCAUCCGUGCUAGCCAACCUCUCAGCAGCUGGUGUUCCGACACACCAUCACUUUGUCUUCAAUAAUUCGACGCUCUUCCCUCCAUACUUAACAGACGCUCAAUUGGGAAAAACGUUUUGGCAGUUGGGAUCCAGAGGGAAUGAAGAAUUUCUGAAGUAUUUGUCGAACAUGAAUCCAUAUCGAGUACUCGAGAAUACUCCGGAAACAGUAGAACCCACCGAAAAACCAGUUAUUCAAGAAGAGAACAUGCAGCUAAAUCGUAUGAAGAUUAAUGACAGACUUGAAUAUCUUUCAACAUUGAAGGCUGACAGAGACAUCUUGAAAAAAGCAAUGCUAAAUGCAAAUAUGCCGUCAACUCCAUCGCAUAUGCGUGUACCAACAGAGGAUGGAAAACGUGCUACCAACUGCUCUCAUUGUAAAGUAGCUUGUCACUACCCAUGUACAUGUUCUGUUACAUCAGACAGCGAUCUUCGUAAUUGUAUAGUUUUUAAACAAACGGAAAAAUGCACGAAAUGCAUAAAUGAAUGUUGCUACUCCAAUCACGAUACCUCCACUAAAGAUCGUUACGAAUGGUGUUGUAUUGCACUACCGGAAUUUGGAUUUAAUUGUGACGAAAAGGUAGCGAAUGACGCAAUGAAAUUUGCCAUGAAGCGGGCUUUUUUGUCUUCUCUGGAAGAAGUGACCUCUUUGAUUGCAAUACAAAAGAAAUUUAGCAAGGACUUGCAAGGAAUACAAAAAAGCGAACAUGACUUUAUCGUACAUAUGAUUGACACAGAAAAACAGGAAAAGACACCUGGGUUCAAGAAACGCGUGGAACUACUAAGUAGUAUCCAAGAAAUUUCUGCGGUUUCUACUUCUGACCCAAGCACUAGUCUACAUAAAAUGGGAUUCGUUGACUGAUAAAACCUGAAUCUCAAAGGACGUUUGCGAAUAUCGUGGCGCGGUGUCAUCUGGAAAACUGACAGUAAAUUGACAGGUACUAUCCACUUAGUGGGUAAACAGAACUUUCCUGUAAACAACUCGCUGUUUAUCAGCUCUUCUCAUCCUUCUCACUCCUCUGGAAUAAAGAAACCACUCCCCUAUUACUUUCAAAUUCAUGUCCUAUUAUUAAUCUUAAUGCUUGCACCAUCAUAACAUCAUAACUUCUUUUCUCCUAACAACUGGAAAUAUCACUAUACUAGAUCACCAUGUAUAUUUACUGACUGUCGAAUUCCUUUUAAACCUUUUUCAUAUCCCUCUAUCAACAUUCAUACUAUGAACUUUCCUAUUAGAUAAAAUAAAAAUUAUCACCACAGUCGACAACCGGAAGGAGAAAGUCACAGAGCACUUGUAUAAGAAUAUGGACAUUAUGAAUAGUUAAUGUGUAUGUGUGUUAAUGGUGGCCCAUGUCGAAAUGUCCCACGAAAAAGACUCCUAUGCAGUUAUUCGGUAAAGAUUGUUAAUUGAAAAUUAUAUUGUAUGUUUGUAAAAACUUGAUUUCUAAUUUCUAUGAUUUUGCUUCUUUACCAAUAACUAAUUUUAAACAGAACUAAUCCUCAAUGAUCCAACAGCUUAUCACUUGUAAUAUAUAAACAUUAUAUAUCGUUUAAAAUCGUCCGGAGAUAUGUUCUUGUGUAGUUUUGUGUACUUUUAUUAUUUAGCGUAUUCAUAGCAAUUCAAAAAGUUUCUUCUAAUAACCGUCUCUUAUUUUUUAUCAUUUAUUUUUAACUAAUUGCCAAUGACAUCUUCAACAAAGGUCAAUGAUGUUAAUUUCUAGUAAAAGCCUCCAUUCAAUAUACCGACUGGAUGUCAUCAAGGUCUUAAAUGGCAGGGUUUAUAGAAUUGUAACUAGACUUGUUGCGUGACAGGCUAUGUUAAUGGUGUAUUAGCGGUUUCAUAGUCCUAAGGAAAGCACGAAAAUAAAUACAAUAUAAUUUGUUAAAAUUCUAGACAACCAAUUUGCCAGUAUAGUGAAUUCGUACUACGCAGCAACCAUCUAGGAUGCGUGAAAGAAAAUGUGCAAGAAAAGUUCAUUAGAUAUGUCAUUGACAAGGGAUUUAUGUGAUUAAUGUACCAUGUAAUAAUGUUACAUUUAUAAGGGAUACUGGUAAUAACCGUAUAUGAUUUAGACGAUGAUUGUGUAGUGCUUUAUAUUGUGUUAUCCUUGUCAUUCUGAGUUUCCUUUGCUUAUACACCUCUGGAGAAAUUUUACUUUGAAGUUGUUUACAAAAGUAAGUUUUCUCAUCUUAGAUUAUUAAACAUUAAUAAAGCUUAAUUUAAGUAUAUUUACAUUUACACUGGAGUCCCACUAUAUAGCCUUACCAAGCUCACUUGAAGGUUACGAGUCCAUAA
Molecule: messenger RNA, 3323 nt
Organism: Pecten maximus
Lineage: Eukaryota; Metazoa; Mollusca; Bivalvia; Pectinida; Pectinidae
Exons: 4
Coding region: 60-1892 (610 amino acids)
Molecular function (GO): protein binding
Source: RefSeq, a predicted model, not a curated record